GCCAUGAUUGCAAGUCCUCACGGAGGGGUCAAUAUUGAGGAGAUUGCUAGGACCAACCCCUCAGCCAUUCUCAAAGAACCUGUCGACAUUAUAGACGGUAUUCAGAAGGAGCAGGUGGAGAAGAUGGUCAACUUCCUUGGUAUCCCUCCUGAGACGUUUGACGCUGCUGUGGAUCAGAUCACAAAGCUCUACCAGAUGUUUAUUGAGAGAGAGUGCACCGCUCUUGAGAUUAACCCUCUGGCCACUGACUCUCAGAACAGAUUACUGUGUAUGGAUGCAAAGAUAAACUUUGACGACAACUCGGAGUACCGCCAGAAGGAGGUGUUCGGUCUGAGGGACUGGUCUCAGGAAGAUCCUCGCGACGUGGAGGCCGCCAAGUCUGGCAUCACCUACAUCGGCCUCGACGGAAGCAUCGGCUGCUUAGUGAACGGAGCAGGUUUGGCAAUGGCCACCAUGGACAUCAUCAAGCUGUAUGGAGGAGAGCCAGCCAACUUCCUGGACAUAGGGGGAGGGGCCAGUGCGAAGGAGGUCAUGGACGGCUUUCAGAUCUUCCACAGUGACCACAAUGUGAAUGCAGUGUUUGUGAACAUAUUUGGGGGCAUAGUUCGAUGUGAUGAGAUAGCCAGAGGCAUCAUAGCGGCGGCACAAGAGAUCAACAUUACUGUCCCCAUUGUCGUCCGGCUACAAGGUCCCUCGCUAUAAUAUGUGUUCUGCAUUGGAAAGGCAGUGCGAGCUAAUUGCUCUCUAGCCAAUGCUGCAUCACUUAAAGGGAAUGUGAAAGUGUAUAAUAUACGUAAGAGCUACAAUUUAGACUAAAAGCAGAAAUUAAUUCUAUUACUGGGCAGUAUUGAUCUUAACUAAAUUUAUCCCUGAUGUACUGCCAUCAGAUUGAAAGAAAAGAUGCACUUGAAGUUGGCUUGGCUCAAAUAUGUCAUAAUUUUUACUGGAGGAAUGAUAAGUCCUGCUUUGAGACCUGUACUUAGUUUAACAUGUCUUGUCUAAAGUGACACAGUGUUACCACUGCAGGGAACAGACAGAAGAAGGCCAAGGCUAUGAUUGAGGCCAGUGGACUCAAGAUGAUCGCUGUGGAGGACUUUGACCUCGCUGCCAGAACGGUGGUGAACGUAUCAAAGAUAUGUGAGCUGGCUCGCAGUGUAGACAUUGGCGUUGACUUCUCCUCACAUCAGUGAAAAACAUGUACCUCUACUGGUAUAUACUACCACUGUAUGAACAUUUCACUAGUGCAUCUCAUACAAAUUAUAGUCUCUUAUUAUUAUCAUCUUCUUAUGUACAGUUACCAAUGCCCAACUAGUUUAUUUUCAGGUGGA
Messenger RNA from Geodia barretti, 1328 nucleotides. The record is from the annotation of a GenBank genome assembly. Lineage: Eukaryota; Metazoa; Porifera; Demospongiae; Tetractinellida; Geodiidae.